Messenger RNA from Exophiala xenobiotica, 5602 nucleotides. RefSeq lists its product as hypothetical. The transcript has 3 exons. The coding region runs from base 302 to 4021 and encodes 1239 amino acids. Gene Ontology annotation, cellular component: nucleus; exosome (RNase complex). The record is from RefSeq and is a predicted model, not a curated record. NCBI's taxonomy places the organism in Eukaryota, Fungi, Ascomycota, Eurotiomycetes, Chaetothyriales, Herpotrichiellaceae.
CUCAGCAUUGUAAUUCCGACAACUGUCGCCCAUAUACCACUUUGUUGUUGCUCAAUUCACUGGAAAGAAAACUGUGGCUCAUAGACCAGACAGGUGGAACUGCUCCGUCUAACUAGCAGCCUCUUAAUGGACACGCCCCAGCAGUAAGACCUUUUGAGCUAUAUUUGCGCGUCCUGGAUUCGCGAGCUGGCUUAAUGAUGCCUCGAUGCGACUCAGCUAAUCAGGUCCGUGUCGGUCGACUUGCAAGAGUGUUUCAUUGAUCAAUAUCGCCCUUUCUAUCGCGUCAAGAUUCUCGGCGCUCAUGGCGCACCCAUAUUCUUCAACCCCGUUAUAUACGGGCGCACCUUCAUACGCUCCUCACCAACCCUACUAUCCUUUUCCACCUAAUGGGCUUCAGCAGCCAAGUCAUACUCCUCCAGGGUUAACUCAGCAGAAUCCACAACCUCCGCUUUACCAACCCUCACCUUCGACAGCUGCUCAGAGAUUCGACUCAAACUCACAGAAUCGUCCGCCUGCGCCUAACUUUCCUCCCUUUCCACCCCCUCCUACUACGCUCAGUGCCGAGUUCUUCAAACAAUUUGCCAACGCUGGUCUCCCGCCUCCUCCACCUCCAUCGUUUCCUCCCGUACCGAUACCGAGUACCGCUGGGUUUCCGCAGUUCUCGACACCAUCGAAUCCUGGGAUUUCCUCUCCGUACAAUCCUCAAUCUUUGCCUGCGUCCCACUCGUUCGCUUCUGGAGUGAACCUCAUUGAACAAACGCGGCUUAAUCAGCACGAUUCUUUCGUGGGAACCCCGUCAGGUUCAAGAGGUGGGGUAGAUCAACGGCCGUUGAACGAGCGAAAUUCUCAAAGCUACGGAAUAAAUAGAGGUGGCAAUGCACAACCCCCGCGACCUGCAUCCAGAGACGUGAAUGAAAAAGAUCAAGCGCUACCCUCUUUUGGAUCACGGUCAGAUCUCGAGUUGCUCUUUGCCAACUUACAGAACCAGCCCACGCAAGUUCCGGACUACGACAUGGGGAAUUCUUUGUCCUUGACCGAGCCUGCUAACAUCGCCGAGCAACCAUCAGAGCAGGCCGGGGAUGCGUCUCCAUAUGAUCCAACUAGGCCUGCUACAAUCGGCGAUAGAGCAGCGGGCGCCUUUCGGGCUGCUCAUUAUGAGUCCCAGAAUCAGCAAGCGGGGCCAGCGGAACGAAGAUACGACGACAAAUCAGUACCCGAGCUUCGGCAGCUAGCUAAAGGAGCUCUCUUAUCCUUAGUACCUCACAAAAUCCUCUACGCUGAACUUGUGCGAGAGGGCGUACAUCCUCAAGUCCUCAGAGAACUCUACGCCGAGCUCGGCAUCAAGGUAGACGCUGAUCAGGGCCAGCCAUCAGAGCCUUCACCGCCGCCGGCGACUAGUGCAAAGGAGGAUGCCUCCCUUCACACAAACUCUACAUUGGCCGAGCCAACGGCGCAGUCUAUUUCGAAUUUCGUUGGGGACAGUCUACCACAGAACGAAGUCAUGCCUUCUCCAGCGCCCCUGGAUGCAACCAAGCAACAGGCCGCCUCUAGUCCCGGCUUAGAGCGCAAGGACCGAAUUGCUCAAUUGCUUGCAGCAAAGACUGGUCGUCCCACUCCUUCGACUCCAUCUGCAGGCUCGCCAGCAGUGGCAGCUGCGAAACCCAUUGAGACGUCUAGCGCUCCAGCAUCAGCACCCCGUUCCCCACUAGUUCAGCAGGAAUCAUUCACAGCAUCUCAGCCGCAGAACGUAGCCAAAGCCAAGGCUCAGACAGAACUGGUCAAAGCGAGAAUGGAGCAACUCAGACGCGAGACCCAAGCGAAAACUGCCAGUGCAGCCCAACCAACUUUUGGGUCAAUCUCUCAAUUACAAAGCUCACUUGGUCAUCCUGGACUGAUUCCAGGUCUGUUCAUGUCGUCAGGCUCUGAAGCAGGGGUGAAGAAAGAUAUUGAAAUGACCGGCACUUCAGGCGGAGAGCAGGUUGGGCUCGACAACAAUCCUCUCAAACGGUCAUUCGGCCUCGAUUCUGCCACGACUGGCACGGAACCCGUGACCAAGAAAGCACAUGUUGAAGAGAGCGCACCAACAGCCCCUGAAUAUCUUGACGAGCAGUCUGAAGGCGAAAUCAUCGAAGAAGCCCAAAGUGAUGCUAUGGUGACAGAGUCAGAACCAGGCUCUUCAGAUCUUCAAGAACAAUAUGCUGCCGAUUUACUAGGACAACAAUCCUCAGCUACUGAUAAGACAGCAAUCACUGCCCAGUCAGAGAUCACCCUGCUGCAAAAUCACUCUCUCAACGACGCUGGGAACGGAGAUCUGUAUCGUAGCAAGCAGUCAGAGAUCGAGGCCAUGCGCCGAAAGAUUGCUGAACUCGAACAGCGUAACAAGCUGAAACGAGGCCGAAGCCAGAUUGAAUCCCCUGCUUCUUCGAACCCCGCCACGCCUGUAAUAACGAGAGCGGAACAUCCACUGACCAGCCCUCCGAGUUCGCAGUCUCCCGGUGUGACCGGAGCUGGUGCCUUAUCCAAAAUAGCCACCGGUUCUCGACCAAUCGCCAAGCUGACACCUGCGCAACUUGCAGAACGCGCCGCGGCUUUGAAAGCUGAUCUGCUGAAACAACGCGCGCAACGGCAACAACUCCUGCAGGAUGGCUUGCCUGAUCUAAACCUGGAGGUCUCCAAGACAGAAGUCCGUCUUGAAGCAGUACGGGGUGAACUAGUACGAGCCAGAGAGAACGUGGGAUCCUGCAGGGUAGCAUUGGAGCAGUCAAUCAACCUUGAGAAAAAGCUCGCAGACGAAGUCGCCCGACUGGAAAAGCAGCUGCAAGAAGGUCGUUCGGGACAAAAGCAGUACUUUGACGAGCUGAAUCAAAUCAAGCUCGAUAAGCUGGCUGAAACCCAAGGGAGCGGUCAACAACAAGCACCUGGCUCCAUUGCCCAAACACAGCCUGUCACUGCGACUGAUGCAUCUACAGGCCCCCUCUCAGCUGAUCUGGAGAAAGUAGGAGAAGAUCGAGGUGGCCCCACAACUGCAACGAACCAGCCGCAGUCGUCAGAUGCCCCUGCUGAAACGUCGACUCCGAUCGAGACUGCUGCUGAAGGAACAGCUGCAGGCCCAGGUGACGAACAAGCGGUGACUGAGGAAGCUUUCCAAGAAGUAGACCAGGAUGAGUUUGCACAAGGGGUUGCCCAAACAGACACGUUUCAAACGGAUGAAAUGGAAAUUUCACCUGAGCCAGAACCCAGUCCAGAACAAGCGUCGCCCGUCUUCGGGGAUUCAAGAGAGGCGUCCGCAGAAGAUACACCGAUGGACAUGGGCGACGAUAGCGAUGGUAGCGCCAGCAUGUCGGACUCCGAUGAAGAGCAGGAGGAAGGAGAUUACGAGCCAGCUGAAGCUGAGGUCACCGAACACUUACAACCAUCUGAUGACUCUGAUGAGUACGAUCCCGAAGAAGCUCCCGUCACAGACGUAAGUCCUACUACAACAGGAGUUGAGAACGAAGACGAAGAUUUCUAUGAACCUUUUGAACAUGUCGAUGAACUCGACCGUCAAGCCACUCCUGGAAUUGCAGAAGAGUCGGCGCAAGCCGAAGUUCAGACCGUUCCGGGGUUUGGGGGCGAGUCGACGCCAAUCACAGAGACUGUGUCAGAAGUCCCGCCAGAAACCAAGGAAGACGACAUCGAGUCCGGUCGACAACUCACUGAGGCGGACACAUUGGUCGAGAUACAUGUCCUGCCUAACGGAUUCGCCGCGAAAGAUGACAUACCGAUCCUUGACGGCAGCUCAGCUCCAGUCACACGGUUCGUUCCUUACAAGACGCCGCUUUCUACUCUGAAGAGCUUUCGCUUUCACAGAGACUACAACGAUGCCGUCAAAAGUGGGUACCGAUCGUUGACCUACUCCAACAGCAUCGAUCCAACUCGUCCGCUUUGCCCAACCGAACUCGCGGGCGAGACUUGCACAGAUUCUGCCUGCGACGAGCAGCAUUUUCGGCAGCUGGGUCUUGCAGGUACGGGAACACCCUGAUUCAGCUCUUCCCUGUCUUCUGCUUAACCCCUUUGGUAUGCAAUGGCUUUGUACUAACUGAUUCGAUGUGGCAGACGACAAAAUCCUUGUGCAACUAAGUUCGGCAAGCGACAUCAAAGACAAACCGACGCGUGACGAAUUCCUGCAGGGUCUGAAGCAAGUCAUCGCAGGCAUGCGUGCGCAAGACGUCAAAGAGUUCGAAAGCGUUGCUGGAGCGCUGUCAACGUACAGACGGGAAUUCUUCGCAGAGAGAGCUCAACGACAGAGCGAGGGCGCGUAGGAGGGCUCUGUUACCGACUUAAAGGAUGAGGCACUGUCAUGUUGUCCGACGAUUUUGAAAUCCAUGACCUCGGUCGAAAUCAUACAACUUAUUCCGAAGACGGAUGAAGAUAUUCGCAAUUUGUUGAAUUGGGUCGAACUCGAGGUGCUCAUUGGCGAGUACGAGAGGUUUAUGGAAGUGAGGAUGCCAAGCAACUGAAGAGUACGUCCAAGGCAUUCAUGGGCAUUCAUGAGGGGAGCUCGAAUCCUAUCGCUUUGUGGUGUGUCUGGUGCUGUACGAGUAAGAUUUCAUAUUGGGCUGGGGAAGGUUAGCUCGCAUAGGACAGGACCCAGGAAAAUUGGCCAUGGUGAGAAGAGGGAUAGUCGGUGUCCGGCAGGGCGCUGGCGUCGACGUUGGAGCCUGCAUUGUAUCCGCGACGGGGUCAGCGCAAAUUUGCGGGAUGUUGGAGGUACUCUCUUAACGACAUGAUUGAGAUGCGAUGCUUCACUUUCAAUGGCAAAGCAACUUGUUCAUGAAGGCGUUGUGUCGCCUGGCACCAAUAACCUACACAUGGAUUUGUUCAUAAGACACGACGCCUCGCGCCUCGCGUUGCGGAGGACCUCACAUGCGAGCGUGACCUUGAUGGACCUCAAAAUACGCCAUGACUCCCCUCGUCGAGCACAACAUGCAAAACGCUUCAGUCACAAGCCUGCCUGUAGCAUCCCAUCAUUCUUCAUCAAAACACACUCUCGUAUUUACGAAUUAACCCAGGCUCGGCCACCGCUCAAUCAUCAUCAAAAAUGCCACAAUUGGGAUGCAAAGCAUAAGAGACUUUUGAGCUCGUAGUAGCCGCGUCCUGGCUCUGCUCAUCGUCAACCAGACCUUCACCGCGAAUCGGAAUGAUGACGUUGUCCUGUCAAAAACACAUUAGCCACCGUUCUGCAGUGCCCGAUUUUGGGAUUGGGACAGUUUUGCGGGCAGACGGGGGAAGAGAGGAUCAUACCUUGACCAUCCGUUUCAGGACCUUCUUGGCCAAGGACCGCUCAGCGUUCAACUCGUCUUCAUUCGAGAUGCUCUCCUCGAUCUGCUCUAGAUACCAGACCAACAAUUCAUCAUGCUCGGGACCCUCGCCGGUCCGAUCCUCCUCGUCGCGGAUAUGCGAUGCCAACAGAUUCUGGAUCUGGUGGUACUUUUCGAACGUGAUUUUCGUGGUGACUCUACCGGGCGCGGGUGUGCCGUCAGCGCGACGCUGCCGCUGGUCUUCGUCGUGUUCGUGUUCGUGGUCGUGCUCGCCUUCAGCCAUCGGACUAUCACCAUCUCCG